Messenger RNA from Hyaloscypha bicolor E, 1672 nucleotides. RefSeq lists its product as uncharacterized. Lineage: Eukaryota; Fungi; Ascomycota; Leotiomycetes; Helotiales; Hyaloscyphaceae. The record is from RefSeq and is a predicted model, not a curated record. The transcript has 3 exons. The coding region runs from base 427 to 1620 and encodes 397 amino acids.
GUAAGUCAAUAUUUCUGUCGCUUGGAGACAAUCAGCUGACUUUAAAGAUUUGUGGACGAGAACGUAGUGGGGCUCGCGAUCCGGAGACUGAACGGAGUGUUCUUUGGCGGCUUUCAUUUGACGGUCAAUCGCCCUAGAUCAAGAUCUCGUGGAGAUAGUUAUUCGAGCCAGCGAAGCUACACGUCUAAUCGAACUGUCGUUGGUCCCAGAGAACCUGAGCAAGGUCCACCAUUCUCUCGUCGGCCAUCCUUCCGUGAACCGUACAGCCAUAUCCGCAACUUUAGCAGAAGUUCCGUCGAUGGUCCUCAUCAUGUUCGCAACCUUAGCAGACAAUCGACGGAUACUUUCAUCUCGCCACCUCAGAUCGAAGGCAGAUUGAUAUCCAGUGUAUCUGAGGUCAUUCAGCAUAAUGCUGCUCUCAAUCGCAUGGGACCGCCAAUGCCGUUGGAAAGCAUCGAGAACCACUACGGCCGCAACCCGCAAAACAAGCUAAACAAUGAGUACCGCCACGGCGGCGAGUCCCCCACGCAGACGGUUCAGUACAAAGGAAAGGAGAACUCUCCCAUGAAGAGUGAAAAGCCACCAAUGACCCCCUCACGCAAGACUUCUUUCAGUUCUCAGGCAGGAGGUCAGGGAUCGAAGCGAAAGAACAACAACAAGAGAACUCUUGUCUCUAGACAGAACUCGUCCACGUCGGCCCAACCACACCCGACUGGAAUCCUUACUGAUGCUGUCAUUGAUAGCACAUCCGCUGCUGAUAUCAAGAAGAAUUCCAACCCUACCUCAAUGAUCUCAACGGAUUCCAAUAUUCAAUCUGAUGCCUGUGAAGAUGUAGCCACCGAAAAGCCAAAGCAGAAGAGCAAGCAGGGGAACAAGAAGAAGAAGAAUACCUCCAAGAGCAAGGAUGAUAAUACAAUGUCCGCCGGUCCCUCGAGCAACAGCAACCCCUCUUUUGCUAUCGAGUCUUCAUCAGAUGCCUUCGAGGUCAAUUCUCCGGUCGGAACUGAGAGCAGCAUGACCUUCACAUCCAAGAGCACGAAUACCUCCUUCAGUGAUCUCCCCAGCCGAAAGCCAAGUGCUGUUUCCAGUAUUUCAACGCCACCAUUGUCUGAAACUCUCGAAGAAGGUGACACCGCCUCUAUGAAAGCCAUGUCACCAAAGACAUCUGAUAUUGAUGAGAAGUCUAUUACGCCUAAGCCAUCUCAACCCAAAUUGCCCUCCUCCAAGACUCCUGAUACUGUGAUCAAGCAACGGUUGGCAUCUGACAAGGCCCACUCGAAGAAGGAGAGUACCGCCUCAACUGCUAAUGACGCACCCUCUUCCAUGAGAAAGACAGAUGUCAAAUUGGCCAAGUCAGAUGGUGAAGUUGAGAGUCCAGAGGCCAAGAUCAACCUUGACGACCAAAAGGAAUUCCCUGCCCUCGGACCAGUCAAGUCGCCCGUCUUGUCAAUUGCAGAUGGAAAACGUCCUGCUGCCCAUGCAGAUACUCAGAGACCACCAGUAAUUGGGUCGUUCAGCGAACGAGUUGUCUCUGGCUCUGGCAUGAAUCAGGCUAAGCCUGCUGUACCUGUCGUGGCUGUCCCGCGUUCUUACAUGCAGCGUCAGGCCCCUCAGCCGUAAGUCGUAAGAAACCCUCAGCUUCCUGCUACUUUGAGUUCAAGGUAAUGACAAA